AUGCACCGUGCGUUCUCGUUCCCGGUGACUGUGGAGCGCAGUCGGACCAAAGAGCGCCUGGAGGCGAGUCUGGCCGGGCUGUGUGAGCUGGAGCUCCGCAAGCAGAGGCAGGAGUGUCUCGUGCUGGGGGCGCUGGCUCUGGGAGACCCCCUGCCCCAGGACAGUUCCACGGGAGAGCUGGCUUGUUUCAGCAGCUGGGGGCAGGAAAACUUGACACUUAGGCGUCAGCUGAGUGCUCUCCAGAGUUCCCCAUGGGGCCUGAUGCAGGCGCUGGAACAGCAGGUGGGAGAACUGAGGAUCGACACAGACGAUGGCUCUUAUGAUGGCGCUCAAGGAGACACAGGCGACAGUCGGCCGAGUUCUGGUUUCUAUGAGUCGAGUGAGGGUCAGUCGCCAAAAGGAAGGUCUUGUUCCACCGAGCCUGCAGAGACUGUCUCGUCCUGGGCUUACACCAACGACAGGCCAAAGUCUGUGGGAGACCCCAUCAUGGUGAAUGUGGAAGUGGAUAUGCCAGUCCUGCGCACCACCCUUCCCCGCUCUUUCUCUGCCCCUUACCCACCUCUGGAGGGCAUCGCUGAGGAGGGCACAGUAGUGGACACCUGGCAGUGGGACCCUAAUGGAGCCAACCAAGCCUGGCAGCAGCAGCUUGAAGAAGACCAGGUCACUGAGGAGGACUACCAGCAGGCUUUGAGGGUAGAGAAUUACAUCCUAAGUCUCAUCCAUCGUAACACCCUCUCACCACGACCGUGUCAGCCUCGCACCACCCUGAGCCCCGACCCCCCAUAUUGCAGUGCCUCUGGACACAGCUCCCUACACAGGAGAACUCCUUCUCUUACGACAGAGCAACGCCUUCCUGACCCCCAUCUUCAGCCCCACAUUGACCUUUUGGCAAACCCUACGAGCCAGAAUUGGGGUUGUGACCAGCUAGAGGGGGAGGCCUGUGGAGGAGAGACCCCAUCUUUGGAGGAGGACUGUUAUCUGGCUCUGCCCUACCCCCAGUCCAGGCCACACUCUCUGGCUGAGAGGCUACCAUCACCUCUGCCCUCCCUGGACCCCAACUGUGGUGUUGGGGCUCUUGACCUUUGUUGUGAACCCACAUCCCCCCAGCAUUAUCUACAUCCACAGCCCCCUAUUCAUCACAAGCACAAUUUAGUAAGUGCUCAGUAUAUCCCUGGACAAGCUUGCCAUGCCCCUGUGCGCUCCCCCAGACACUACAACCCUGAGCAACCUAAGCCCAACCGAGCUGUCGCCUCUCCUGAGCACCCCAGUUCCAAGUCUAGAACCUCUAAGAAGAACAACAACGAGCGACAGAGAGCCAAGAAAUCAAGCGGAAAAACCAAUCGAUCCCACUCAGAAAACAGCCUCCUGAGCCAACGAGGGCUGCCUGAGCGCAGGUACAGCACCACUGAAAGGCACCAGAGCAGAGGAGAUCUUGCUCAGAGCCAAUGCCAGGUCACUGGACCGCAGGUGGGCAACAACGGCCACAGCCAACGCUGGUGCUCCAACCUGGAGCUCAGCCAGGAUGAGGGGGAAAUCCGUGCAGUGCAGGCACCUAGACGACCACCCCGAAAAACUCGCCAUGGUCACUCAUGUCCCCAUUCGCAACCCCAGAACUACCACCAGCAGCAGCACACCGAACGCUGGCACCCAGACUUUCAGGAGAGAGCACCUCUCUGUCAGGGAGAGGAGGGCUACACUGGUGCUGCCCCCGCCGAGUCCGAGUCCAGCAUGAGUGAGGUGUAUUCCCCAGCCUCCAGCUCACUGUCCAGUGACUCAGAUGAGAGUGGGGGGCUGGUAUGGCCUCAGCAGCUGCCACCACGCCUUGCCUCUACAUCCUCCUCAUCGUCACCUUCACCACAGGCCACUGCCAGUGCUCCCUCUCAACCAAAAGCCUUUGUCAAGAUCAAAGCCUCUCAUGCUCUCAAGAAGAAGAUCCUCAGAUUCCGCUCAGGGUCCCUCAAAGUCAUGACCACUGUAUGAGGACAUGAUCAAACCUGUUUUAAAUCUUUCCUACUGUGUUGUAAAGCCAU
This is a messenger RNA of Seriola dumerili (greater amberjack), 2030 nucleotides long. RefSeq names its product dishevelled binding antagonist of beta catenin 3 (gene dact3). NCBI's taxonomy places the organism in Eukaryota, Metazoa, Chordata, Actinopteri, Carangiformes, Carangidae. Gene Ontology annotation, cellular component: cytoplasm. Gene Ontology annotation, biological process: negative regulation of canonical Wnt signaling pathway. The transcript has 4 exons. The record is from RefSeq and is a predicted model, not a curated record. The coding region runs from base 1 to 1980 and encodes 659 amino acids.